UUCCAGCCCAUAAAUCCCAAGCCUUUCUUGAAGACGUUGAUCAACAAGCAGGUCAUUGUCAGGCUCAAGUGGAAUAAGACAGAAUACAAAGGAACGUUGAUCUCCAUCGACAACUACAUGAAUUUCCAACUCGACAACACGUACGAAGUGAUAUACGACGGCGAGAGCAAGAAGCAAGAGUUGAUAGGCGAGAUCUUCAUCAGAUGCAACAAUGUGCUCUUUAUCCGCGAAGAC
Messenger RNA from Scheffersomyces stipitis CBS 6054, 234 nucleotides. Its product is annotated as mRNA splicing protein. Gene Ontology annotation, molecular function: RNA binding. Gene Ontology annotation, cellular component: catalytic step 2 spliceosome; U1 snRNP. The annotation marks the transcript as partial. The record is from RefSeq and is a predicted model, not a curated record. NCBI's taxonomy places the organism in Eukaryota, Fungi, Ascomycota, Pichiomycetes, Serinales, Debaryomycetaceae. Gene Ontology annotation, biological process: mRNA splicing, via spliceosome; spliceosomal snRNP assembly. The transcript has a single exon.